ACCAGAAACUAGAGCGGUAGCACCAAAAUUAAAUCAUGCAAACCGAUCAUAUUUCUUUGCUUCCAAAUAUUCUACAUUCUACUCCUGCCAUGACAAUCAUCUUCUUCUUUCUUUCAUUACUAGCUUUCUUUCUGAAAUUUAUCUCGUCUCGUAAACCAUACCCUCCGGGGCCCAAAGGCUGGCCCAUCAUCGGCAACAUGUUGAUGAUGGACACGCUAACUCACCGUGGACUGGCUAAACUCGCCGCUCAGUACGGGGGCCUCGUGCACCUCCGUAUGGGCUUCCUCCACAUGGUCACAGUUUCGACUCCCGAUAUGGCCCGAGAGGUCCUUCAAGUUCAGGAUAAUAUUUUUUCUAACCGUCCCGCUACGAUGAAUAUUAGCUAUCUUACUUAUAACCGCGCUGAUAUGGCGUUCGCAAAUUACGGCCCUUUUUGGCGCCAAAUGCGAAAAAUAUCGGUGAUGAAGUUGUUUAGUCGUCGACGGGCCGAGUCGUGGGACUCGGUCCGUGACGAGGUCGAUGACAUGGUGAGUAACGUGGUGUAUCAUGCGGGGCUUUCGGUUAAUGUUGGGGAGCUGGUUUUCGGGCUCACUCGCAACAUCGUUUACAGGGCGGCUUUCGGGUCCGUAUCGCGUCAUGGUCAAGAUGAUUUCAUCAAGAUCUUGCAGGAGUUUUCGAAACUGUUUGGUGCUUUUAAUAUAUGUGAUUUUGUUCCCGGGCUGACCUGGCUAGACCCGCAGGGGUUUAAGGUUCGGCUUGUCAAGGCUCGGGCUUCUCUCGAUGGGUUCAUCGACUCGAUUCUUGAUGAACACAUAGCGAACAAGAAGAGUGGCGCUGUUGAUGAGGCGAAUAGUGAUAUGGUAUAUGAGUUACUGGAUUUCUAUGGUGAAGAUCAAGUUAAAGUUAACCAUUUUGAUGAUAUUAACAGCUCCGUGAGGCUCACAAGAGAUAAUAUCAAAGCCAUUAUCAUGGACGUAAUGUUUGGGGGGACGGAGACAGUUGCGUCUGCAAUUGAGUGGGCAAUGUCAGAACUAAUGCGGAGUCCUGGAGACCUUAAAAGGGUUCAACAAGAGCUCCUGGAUGUGGUUGGGCUUCACCGUCGUGUAGAAGAAAGUGACUUUGACAAGCUAACUUACUUCAAAUGUUGUAUCAAGGAGACUCUGAGGCUCCACCCGCCCAUUCCAUUAUUUCUUCACGAGACGGCCCAAGAUGCUGUGGUGGCUGGAUAUCACAUUCCGGCUAAGUCUCGGGUAAUGAUCAACUCAUGGGCUAUUAACCGAGACCCAAACUCGUGGGAUGAGCCAGAGGAGUUUAAACCAUCCAGGUUUCUGAAAGAAGGAAUGCCUGACUUUAAGGGGAGCCACUUUGACUUCAUACCAUUUGGAUCGGGUCGAAGGUCUUGUCCCGGUAUGCAACUGGGACUUUAUGCAUUUGAGAUGGCUGUGGCUCACCUUCUGCAUUGUUUCAACUGGGAAUUGCCUGAUGGCAUGAAGCCUAAUGAAGUGGACACUGAUGACGUGUUUGGACUUACUGCUCCUAGAGCCACAAGACUUGUGGCAGUUCCAACUCCACGCCUGUUGUGUCCCAUUUCUUAAUGUACGGAAAUCCCUGUAUAUUUGCUAUUCUGAUUUUAUACUUCAGUUGGUAAAAAUUAUCUCUAGUAUGAUAAUAUUCAAACUAUAUGCAUGUGAUUUGCUUUCUGA
This is a messenger RNA of Daucus carota subsp. sativus, 1703 nucleotides long. Its product is annotated as cytochrome P450 84A1. The record is from RefSeq and is a predicted model, not a curated record. The transcript has 2 exons. Gene Ontology annotation, molecular function: monooxygenase activity; iron ion binding; oxidoreductase activity, acting on paired donors, with incorporation or reduction of molecular oxygen. The coding region runs from base 36 to 1595 and encodes 519 amino acids. NCBI's taxonomy places the organism in Eukaryota, Viridiplantae, Streptophyta, Magnoliopsida, Apiales, Apiaceae.